This is a messenger RNA of Gadus macrocephalus (Pacific cod), 2374 nucleotides long. Its product is annotated as G2/M phase-specific E3 ubiquitin-protein ligase-like. NCBI's taxonomy places the organism in Eukaryota, Metazoa, Chordata, Actinopteri, Gadiformes, Gadidae. Bases 1 to 1956 code for a protein of 651 amino acids. The record is from RefSeq and is a predicted model, not a curated record. The transcript has 10 exons. Gene Ontology annotation, molecular function: ubiquitin-protein transferase activity.
AUGUUGGGGAGAAGGCGCCUGCACAGCGGACAAAAACAGACUGGACAAGCUGAUCAGGAAGGCCUGCUCAGUGGUCGGGCUGAGCAGCAAAAGGUCCAGCAGGUGGCAGAGGCCAGAAUCCUCAACAAACUGGCCUCAAUAAUGUCUAACCCCACUCACCCACUCCACACCCUGAAGGUGAUCAAGAACAGCACCUUCAGUCAGAGACAAAUUGCACCUAUCACAGCCAUCCUUGUUCACACCCUGGUCACUUCCCGCAUCGAUUAUUGUAACUCCCUCCUCUUCGGUCUCCCCCUCAAGUCCAUCCGCAAACUCCAACUGGUCCAGAACUCUGCCGCCCGCAUCAUCACCAGAACCCCCUCCAUUAAUCACAUCACCCCUGUCCUUCAGCAGCUUCACUGGCUCCCGGUCAAAACCUGCAUCCACUUCAAGAUUCUGCUCCUCACCUUCAAGGCCCUCCACAACCUCACCCCUCCAUACAUCUUUUCAGCAGGAAAACCUUGCCCAUCAUUCAAACAAUAUCUCGACUACAGAAGCGCGAAGACUAAAGAACGCGAGGGGUUUAAUUACGGGUCGAGAGGGAAACAUAGCUACAAGAAGACUACAGAAAGGAAACCGGUCCAGAUAAACAUUGGAUUGAUGGUGUGGAUUGGAACGGAGGUAAAACCUCUAAGAGGGAAAAUGCUUCCAGUAUUUGUUGACCCAGAGAUAGCAGCACCAGAAUUGCUCAAACAAGCUGUCCAGAAGAUGACAAAAUUUAAUAAGGACGUGCAAGACGGAAAGUACAUCCUUUUGUAUCCGGACCGGUCAGAGGUGGUCCAUCUGCCUGGAUCCGAAAGGCCAUUCAAAUUGGCCGAGUACAAAAAGGAGCUUGGAAGGCCAUAUGGCAGGAUCACCCUCUUCAUUUGCCUUGAAACUGAUUUUAAAGGAGUAGCGGAUGAUACUUCAGAGUCGGAUUCUGAAAUUGACAUCCCAUCAAGGAGCACAGUCGAAUUUAAUCGAGCUGACACAGUGGUUUUUGAACCCCAAAACCAAAGUACUCCCAGACCUAAACCUAGAGAUGAAAGGGAGGAGAUAGGCACUACACUUCCCUUGAUUAUAGCAAACCUGUCGCUUCUGAUCGACCACAAGAAGGUCAGCAGGUUCAACAUUUCGAGGUCCAAUAUUUGGGCCGGAGCUGUCAGAGGAUUCAAGCGUUCAACGUACUCAGAAGCCUGUGACAUGCUGGUCAGGUUCACAGAUGAUGCUGGAGUUUUUGAGGAGGGCAUUGACACCGGUGGACCGAGAAGGGAGUUUUUGACCCUUCUCAUGAAACUCCUGAAAGACCGGCCUAUUUUUGAUGGUCCAGAAGGUCAUAAGUUCUUGGUCUUCAAUGCGAAUGCCGUUAGGGAGGAUGAGUACUUCCUGGCAGGAAAGAUGGUCGCGGUCUCAAUAGUACAUGGAGGUCCAGGACCCCAUUUCCUGUCAGAGGGUCUUGUUCAGUAUCUUGCGGGCCAGCCCUCAUUCAAAUCACCAGUUAAUUUAAUAACUGAUGAUGAGAUAGGGAAAGCUUUACGAGAGAUUGAGAAUGCUGCGUCAUUGGAUGAUCUGCGAGACAGUAUUUUAAGACACAGCACAAUGUUGCAGACAGCUGGCUGUCUUAGACAUGUGGCUGCUGUCGAACAAAAAAAAGAGAUUGUGGCAGACUACCUCCAUUGGCACGUCAUUGACCGCAACUCCUCUGUAAUUGACAGAUUCAAAGAUGGUCUGUCAGCCCUUGAGUUUCUUGGUGCACUGAAGCAACACCCUGCUUUGCUGACCCCUGUCCUGUGCCACGUCGACAAGAAACUCACUGGCUUAGACCUUGAGAGGGUCUUCAAACCUGAUCUCAGUCCUUCUGGAAGUAACAGAAGACUGAAAGAAAACCAAACAUUGGCCUACUGGGCAGACUAUCUUCUGGAUUGUGAAGGUUUGUAAGGCUUUUUGUAACUACUUGAAAAACCACAUACCAUGGUGUGUCUGAACAUUUAUUUCUUUGCAGAAGGAGAGGCUGCUGUGUCAGUGGAGGACGUGUUGAUGUUUUCAACUGGACUGAGAUCCCUUCCCCCAGCUGGCUUAGACCCACUUCCACAAUUAGAGUUCCUAGAUAACUCGCCAUUUCCAAUGGCAAACACUUGUGGAAAUGUCUUAAAACUACCACUCCUAGAUUCUUACGGAGUGUUUAAGACACAAAUGGACUUUGGAUUACAAAAUAGUCCAGGAUUUGGCUGUUUUUGACUUCACAACCUAACCCUAGAUCCCUGAGACUAGUUUAAUGUUUUUUUUUUUCAGUUAACAUGAAAAAGAAUGGAUCUAAAACGAUUAGCAUUCUUAUUUGUUUAAUUGCCACUUUGGA